Penicillium macrosclerotiorum is the source of this 603-nucleotide messenger RNA. Its product is annotated as P-loop nucleotide/nucleoside kinase family protein. Bases 1 to 603 code for a protein of 200 amino acids. The record is from RefSeq and is a predicted model, not a curated record. The transcript has 2 exons. Lineage: Eukaryota; Fungi; Ascomycota; Eurotiomycetes; Eurotiales; Aspergillaceae.
AUGGAUGUGUCCGCGCAUGUUUUCGAUACGCCCGAAGCGCUCAGCCCUUUCCUGCAACGCACCGAAGCAGAUCCCCGCCCUGUUAUUGCCAUGACCUGUGGGAUUGCGGGAUCUGGGAAGUCAUCACUUUCAAAAUGGAUAGUCUCCAAUCAUCCAUCGUUUCAGCGUCUCUCAAUUGAUGCCUACAUUUAUAAUCAUUAUGGGCUUUAUAAUGUCGACUAUCCUGCAAACAAAUAUAAUUCAUACCAACAAGAAGCGGAGAAUGCCCUUCGGCAAGAGCUAACUCGGCUGGUUCGGCAAGGUACUGGCGAUGCUAUUCUAGAUUUCUCUUUUGCGUUUCAAGAAACUAGAGACGAUUGGAAAAGUCUGAUUGAAAGUUCAGGGGGACGAUGGGUGCUCGUAUAUCUUGAUGUGGAAGAUGACGAAUUGCGCCGGCGAGUCCGAGCAAGGAACGAGCUGGACAUAAAGGAUGGCGAUUCGGCAUUCCUGGUGACUCAGGAGAUUCUAGAGAGCUUCAUCACUGGGUUUGAGAGACCGAUAAGUGAAGGGGAAAUUGUCUUAUGUCUCAAUAACAACAAUUUAGAUGGUGAUACAGAACCAUAG